Molecule: messenger RNA, 338 nt
Organism: Camelina sativa (false flax)
Lineage: Eukaryota; Viridiplantae; Streptophyta; Magnoliopsida; Brassicales; Brassicaceae
Product: defensin-like protein 266
Source: RefSeq, a predicted model, not a curated record
CAAUUGUAUAAAUAUACGUCUGUCUAAUGAGAACCAGUAUUAUCAUCAGAAAUGGAGAACAUGGUGUUCAUGAAAGUUGUUUUUUUUGCCUUCUUGUUGUCCCUCUCAUGUUUGAUGGAGGGAGAAGCAAGAGUUAGUGGAAAAAUGAAAGAUGUAACAAUACAACGUGGAGGAUCUUGCACCAACGACAAUACUUGUCACGAUACAUGUCCGGGAUGUAAGAACACACAAUGUAUUUUCAGCCAGUGUGUUUGUUCUGAAUGUAACACUCCACGAACAAGUUUACGUGUUGAAUCUCAUACGUAAACUUAUUUCUAUUAUUUACCCAAAUUUGUGAU